UUAGGGCAAAAGACGCGUUGCGAGGGGAGGGGCGAUCGAUCGAUCGAUCUCGCGGGCGCGGCGAAGAUGAGCUCCAAGAGGUUAGUGGAACAGGUGAUGGAGCUCAAGAUCACAUCCAAGACGCUGGCGCGCCAGGCGCGCAAGUGCGAGAAGGAGGAGAGGGCCGAGAAGCUCAAGGUGAAGAAGGCGAUCGAGAAGGGCAACAUGGACGGCGCCCGGAUCUACGCCGAGAACGCCAUCCGCAAGCGCUCGGAGCAGCUGAAUUACCUGCGCCUCUCCUCGCGCCUCGACGCCGUGGUGGCGCGCCUCGACACCCAGGCCAAGAUGAUGACCAUCAACAAAUCCAUGACCUCGAUCGUCCGCGCGCUCGACACCGCGCUGGCCUCCAACAAUCUCCAGAAGAUCUCCGAGACCAUGGAUCAGUUCGAGCGGCAGUUCGUCAACAUGGAGGUCCAGUCGGAGUUCGUGGAGACCGCCAUGGCCGGGAGCACGUCGCUGUCGACGCCCGAGGAUCAAGUGAACACUCUGAUGCAGCAAGUGGCCGACGACUAUGGAUUGGAGGUGUCGGUGGGAUUGCCCCAGGCCGCCUCCCACACCGUGCCGCCCAUCAAGGAGGCGGCGAUCGAUCAGGCUGACGAGAGCGAUCUUAGCCGCCGGCUCGCGGAGCUCAAGAGCCGGAGCUGAUCGAUUCGCUCGGCCGGUGUGUGUGUCGAUCGAUCGAGCCGAGCGAGCGAGCGGGCGGUCUGUCGAUCAAUCGGUGCCGGGAUGGAUCGAUUGGUGAUUUUCGGGAAGAAAGUAACGGGAAGGAGAAGAAUCAUAUGGCUUGUAAAGAUUCCGUGUGGAAUAUGCUCUUUAAUUUAACCAAGUUAUUAAGUAUGACU
This is a messenger RNA of Selaginella moellendorffii, 881 nucleotides long. Its product is annotated as ESCRT-related protein CHMP1B. The transcript has a single exon. Gene Ontology annotation, biological process: protein transport; endosome transport via multivesicular body sorting pathway; late endosome to vacuole transport. The record is from RefSeq and is a predicted model, not a curated record. Lineage: Eukaryota; Viridiplantae; Streptophyta; Lycopodiopsida; Selaginellales; Selaginellaceae. Bases 67 to 684 code for a protein of 205 amino acids. Gene Ontology annotation, cellular component: multivesicular body; ESCRT III complex.